Eucalyptus grandis is the source of this 2465-nucleotide messenger RNA. RefSeq lists its product as hypothetical. The transcript has 7 exons. The coding region runs from base 882 to 2261 and encodes 459 amino acids. Gene Ontology annotation, biological process: mRNA processing; intrinsic apoptotic signaling pathway in response to endoplasmic reticulum stress; IRE1-mediated unfolded protein response. Gene Ontology annotation, molecular function: RNA endonuclease activity; protein serine/threonine kinase activity. The record is from RefSeq and is a predicted model, not a curated record. Gene Ontology annotation, cellular component: IRE1-TRAF2-ASK1 complex. NCBI's taxonomy places the organism in Eukaryota, Viridiplantae, Streptophyta, Magnoliopsida, Myrtales, Myrtaceae.
UUUCCCUCGGUUUUGAGUUAUCAAAAACCCUAGCCAGACCCUUUUCCUCCUCCUCCUCCUCGCCGCGCGCCGCACGAUUCCCUUCCUCUCGAUCCUUCUCCUCCUUCUCCUUGCCGCACGACCACCUUCCUCUCCGCACGAUUCCCUUCCUCUCCUCUUCCUCUCGAUCUCUGCUUGCUCUCGGUCCUCGUCACAAUCGUUUACCGCCUCGCCUCCACCCUCUAUCGUCUUCCGGACACGCGUGUCGAAACGUGUCGAGAAAAGUUAGCUCUGCAGCAGCAGAAGGCCCCCUUCCUUGCUUGAUUUGGAGAACGACUCCCUUACUCGAUCCGAAGUUGCAACACCUUUGUCAGGGAGACAUUACUUACGUACAUCAGAGAUGGAAACAAUGUUCAAGUUUUGGGUUCGUUGAGUGUCUUGGCUACGCUGUUACAAACAAAAGAACUGGAUUAGUCAAUGCUGGAUGCUCUUAGAAUUAUUCCUCAGCGCAAAAAGCAGAGAAACUCUUGCUAGGUACUGCAUUCGUGGGCAGUGAUCUGAGGAGGAAGAUCUAGUCAUUCGCGUCUGGGCCUCCCGUUCAUUCUUCACAUCUGGGCCAAGCAAAAUUCAUGUGGAUUGGACCUGCCAGACUGAACAGUGAGGUAAAAAGGAAGGGUGACCCAAAACCGGUCCGAAACGUCUGAACAUAGAAGGAAACGACGACGGAAAAGCAAAACCCUAAUCACCUCGCCUCCUCUUCAGCUUCUUCGCUCGCCCUCCUCCGCCUCCAUCUCUUCUGCGUUCUCCAGCAGGACUGGGGACCUGCUCAACAUACUCGACGACUCAGAGGGCGUCGCAGACCGAGAUCCGGCGAUCCAAGGCCACUAUUCGAUCGACAUAAUAUGUCUGUGUUAUCAGCUAAACUGCCUGAUCCCUUUGAAUGUUUUCCUUCCAAGAGGAGGAGAGACGAUUCACCGCCUCCUAUGUUGGACGAUAGAUUUGUGUGGGUCGACUGGGUCAAGGUGGACGAGUCAUCUCUUAAACAUUGGCUGUCCGUCCUCUCUGAAUUCAAAGGGGCUUCCUCAGAGAACGAAGGCGGGCUUGACGAUACGAGGAGUGUAGACAACGUAUGGAUGACGGAUGAGGCUGGAUUACUUUCUCCGCCCCCUCCUCAUCGGCUUUCACUGGAUCUUCCUUUAGGUACUUGUGACUCUCAGGUCUUUAUACAAAAUUGGAAUAAGCUAGAGAGCAAUGGAAGUCUUGACAGAGAGGACAAUCAUGACAAUCGCGCCUCUUCAGAAAAUGAAGACAGGCUUCUCGGCUGUAGGAGCUAUGAUGACCAACUGUCGAAGCCUAAGAACACUCUCCCUGUGUCAAGCACAGAAAUUAGCAAGGAAAGUAAUGAGAUCAAUGGCGUUGAGGGCUUUUGCGAAGUUCGAUCUGUUGCAGGGAACUGCCCUGUCCGACAUCCGAGUGCUGUCCAAUUACUUUCAGUAUCUUCGGAUCACUCUAACUGCCUUGAUGUUAACUCGUGGAUGGAAGGUCGUCAUCGCACACCUUUGCCGUUAUGGUUAAGGGAUAUGUUUUCACAACCUAUCCAUUACCGUCCUGCGGGAACAAUUUUUGGGAACCUUAAGCCUAAAAAUGUCUUGAUGAUGACUGAUCGAUUAUUCCGUGCUCAGCUAUCCUAUAUUAAGAAAAACAAUAUGGACCUGUCCUUGGUGAAAUCCACGCCAGAAGCUGAGGAUCUGUUUUCGCGUUUGCUAAAGAAGAAUCCCGAAUUGAGCAGGCUAGAGGCAAGGGAGGUGAUUCUCCAUCCAUUCUCUUGGAGAUCAAAUGUUAAAUUGCACUUUCUUCAGCAGAUGAGUGCUAAACUACAUGAGAAAAAUCCAGCACCCGAUCCAGAUCUUCUAACAGAAUUGCAGAGCAAUGAGCCACCGGUUUUUUAUGGGAAUUGGAUCGACAAAUUAGAUCCUAUAUUUAAGACUUACGCACUCCAAAGGAUACUCCAAAGGAAAGAAAAAAAGUUAAACUUUACUUCUGUCGUGGAUUUAGUGCGCUUCAUGCGAAAUAAGAGUGCCCACCUCAAUGAAUUUCCCAAUGAAAUCAAGGAUCUAUUCGGACCGGGUGAGGAGGGUUUCUACACUUACUUUGAUUUACGGUUCCCGAGACUCUUUAUGAAGUUUUAUGGAGCGGCGUUCCAGUUCUGUAGAGAAGAGGAAUGGUUUGAGGUUUUCCACAUGGAAAACUUUCCAGAAUACUUCGGAAGUGAUGCCCAUUGACCCACUGGCCAUAUCUUCUUCAAUCCAGUCGCCUGCAUGCCGUCUGUUUUAUUGUUGCGUCUAUUCCUUUGGUUAGGAUCAAGUUGGAUGGGCUAAUGACUGUUUGAGUGUAUGAUGUAUCGUUUUAAAUGUAUAAAGUAUAAUGUAUAGCCGCUAUAGCAUGUUGUCCUUGAUGUUGCAAAAAAAAAAUUAUAUUUCAUUUCA